Indicator indicator is the source of this 2781-nucleotide messenger RNA. It is a transcript of the gene GPRC6A, whose product is annotated as G protein-coupled receptor class C group 6 member A. Gene Ontology annotation, molecular function: G protein-coupled receptor activity. The transcript is spliced from 6 exons. Gene Ontology annotation, cellular component: membrane. The coding region runs from base 1 to 2781 and encodes 926 amino acids. The record is from RefSeq and is a predicted model, not a curated record. NCBI's taxonomy places the organism in Eukaryota, Metazoa, Chordata, Aves, Piciformes, Indicatoridae. Gene Ontology annotation, biological process: G protein-coupled receptor signaling pathway.
AUGGCAUUUGUUAGCUUUUUGAUCCCCUGCCUUGUGGUCAGCACUGAUACUGCUUUCUCUUGCCAGAAUCCUGCUGACUUUGUGGGUGCCAGUUCUCCAGGGGACAUUGUUAUUGGAGGCUUGUUUGCAGUCCAUAGCAAAAUGCUGCGUCCAGAGGAGUAUCCCAUCAAACCAGUAAUUCAGAAAUGUGCUGGCUUUGAAAUUCAAAUUUUUCUUCAGACACUUGCAAUGAUCCAUGCUAUUGAAACGAUCAACAAUUCCACCCUGCUACCUCAAGUUACUCUGGGCUACGAAAUCUAUGACACCUGUGCAGAUGUGACCAAAGCCAUGGCAUCUGCUCUGAGGUUCCUGGCUAAAUUCAAUUCUUCUGAGGAUGCUGUAGAGUUCAGGUGUAAUUACUCAGACUACGUCCCAAGAGUUAAGGCAGUCACUGGAGCCAGCUACUCGGAGGUGUCAAUGGCAGUGUCAAGGUUGUUGGCUUUGCAACUAAUCCCACAGGUCAGUCCUGCAUCAUCAGCUGAAAUCCUCAGUGACAAAAUCCGGUUUCCUUCUUUCUUCAGGACUAUCCCUAGUGACUUCCAUCAGACAAGAGCCAUGGCCCACUUGAUCUGUGAGUCUGGGUGGAACUGGGUUGGAGUAAUAGCCACUGAUGAUGACAAUGGACGUUUCGCUCUGGAGAGCUUUGGGGUCCAGGCCAUGGCAAACAACCUUUGCAUAGCUUUUAAAGAACUGCUGCCUGCCUAUCUGUCUGACACCACCUUUCACACCAAAGUUGAUCAUGCAAUUGAGAAGAUUGUCAAGGAAACCGAAGUAAAUGUUAUCGUUGUCUUCAUGAGACAGAUCCAUGUGCUCAAGCUAUUUAAGAAGGCAAUUGAGAGGAAUGUGAAUAAAAUCUGGAUUGCCAGUGAUAACUGGUCAGCUGCAGUCAAAAUCAGUACAAUUCCCAAUAUCAGACAGCUGGGGACCAUUGUGGGGUUUGGAUUUAAAAGUGGAGACAUCUCUGCAUUCCAAGACUUUCUGAGAAAGCUUCCUGAAAAGCCCACUGAGAACAACAAGUUUUUACGUGAAUACUUUGUGCUUUUGUCAGUCUGUGCACACCUGGAUUAUCAUGAUUUUCAGAUGUGCAUUUCAAACCAAUCCCAGGAUGAUCUGUUGCAAAAUGUUGAGAAUAAACAUCAGAUCUGGAGAGAUGACUUUUUGAAGGCUACCAUUGAACCAGGAUUUAUCCACAGUACUAAACUUGCAGUCUAUGCCAUUGCUCGUGCCAUUAAAGGGCAAUGCCAAGGCAGAGACUGCAAAGAUCCUUCUGCUGUUGCUCCCUGGGAGCUCCUUGAAGAGCUUAAAAAUGUUGCAGUCAUUGAUGAUGAUGAUAAAGAGAUCAAGUUUGACUCCAAUGGGGAUAUAAGCACCAGAUACAAUGUACUGCUUUGGAAAGAAAUUGAUGGCCAUAUGGAAAUCACGACUGUGGCAGAAUAUGACCCAGAGAAAGGUGGUUUUAUCUUUGAGGAUGAAGAGAAGAAAAAAGAAUUUCUGGAUUUAAAGAAGGUUCAGUCAACAUGCUCCCAGCACUGCAGGCCAGGCCAGAUGAAGAAGGUUACAGAAAGUCCACACACAUGCUGUUAUGAGUGUGUUUACUGCCCAGAAAACCAUUACAGCAAUCAAACAGAUAUGGACUACUGCUACCGAUGCAGCAACAGAACCUACUGGGCUCCCAUCAACAGCACCACAUGCUACAGAAAGACAAUCCAUUUCCUCACCUGGACUGACUGGUUUGCUGUUUUCCUCCUCCUCCUCUCUGCCUUUGGGGUCCUGUUGGUUUUGUCAGUUAGUGUAAUAUUUACUAAAAACCUGCACACCCCGGUCGUAAAGGCAUCUGGAGGCCUAACUGUCUGCUAUAUCAUCCUCUUCAGCCACUUCCUAAUUUUUUUAAGCACUGUCUUCUUCAUAGAUGAGCCCACAGAAUUCAAGUGUAAGACCAGACAAGCCCUCUUUGGCAUAAGUUUUGCACUCUGUGUUUCAUGUAUUUUAAUAAAGUCACUGAAAAUUUUGCUAGCCUUCAGCUUUGACCCCAAGCUGCAGAAUUUCCUCAAGUGUCUGUAUAAACCUGUUCCCACUGUGGUCGCCUGCACUGGAAUUCAAGUCAUCAUUUGCACCUUCUGGCUGACAUUUAGGACCCCUUUUGUGGAGCAAAAUUUCUCAAUGCCAAGAGCAAUAAUUCUGGAGUGCAACGAGGGCUCCAUCGUGGCUUUUGGGAUCAUGUUGAGCUACAUCGCUGCCCUCGCCUUCGUUUGUUUCAUAUUUGCCUUUAAAGGUAGGAAGUUGCCAGAGAACUACAACGAAGCAAAAUUCAUCACCUUUGGCAUGCUAAUUUACUUUAUAGCAUGGAUUGUAUUUAUCCCUGUCUAUGCAACUACAUUUGGCAAAUACCUGCCAGCAGUGGAAAUCAUCGUUGUGCUAAUAUCCAAUUAUGGAAUACUCUGCUGCACUUUUCUUCCCAAGUGCUAUGUCAUCAUUUACAAGCAAGAAACCAACACAAAAUCUGCCUUUCUCAAAAUGAUUUACACUUACUCCACCAAGAGUGCCAGCAGUGUUGCUGUUAGCCAGAUUUCUUUGGAUUCAAAGUCUUCCAGCUCCCGAGCUACUGUCCCAGACUCGUGUAAAUCUGAGAACUCUGUGAAUGGAAACAGUCAUUGCCUAGUGCCUGGGCAGAUACUAACAGGAAAAGCUCUUCCUAAAAAUACUGAAAGGACUGUGGUCAGGAAAAGACUCUCCAGCAUAUGA